GUGCAGUCAGUACUUCCUGUAUCAGGCAGGCUCGGUUAGCGGCAGACUCCUCUGCUCCUCCUGACCCAGCGAGCAGCUGGAUUGUCAAUUUCAGGUCUCCCAGGCACGGCUGCGUUGAGCUCUCCUCCACCCCCUGGCCCGCAACUCUGGAAGCUGGCUGACAUCUCCCGAGAGCGCAGCUGCAUGUGCCUGAGCAGAGCCGAGGGAGAAUGGCAGUCCUCAAACUCACCGACCAGCCACCACUGGUCCAAGCAAUUUUCAGCGGUGAUCCAGAGGAGAUACGGAUGUUGAUCUACAAAACUGAGGAUGUUAAUGCUCUGGAUGGUGAGAAACGCACCCCGCUUCAUGUUGCGGCUUUUCUGGGGGAUGCAGAUAUCAUUGAGCUCCUCAUUUUGUCAGGGGCUCGUGUCAAUGCCAAGGACAAUAUGUGGCUGACCCCUCUUCAUCGGGCUGUCGCCUCAAGGAGCGAAGAAGCAGUACAAGUAUUGAUUAAGCAUUCAGCAGAUGUUAAUGCUCGGGACAAGAACUGGCAGACACCGUUGCAUGUAGCAGCUGCAAACAAAGCAGUGAAGUGCGCAGAAGUAAUCAUCCCAAUGCUGAGCAGCGUCAAUGUCUCUGACAGAGGGGGACGGACAGCAUUACACCAUGCAGCUCUGAAUGGCCACAUUGAGAUGGUGAACUUGCUUUUAGCCAAAGGGGCAAACAUCAAUGCUUUUGACAAAAAGGACAGGAGAGCUAUUCAUUGGGCAGCAUAUAUGGGCCACCUGGAGGUUGUUGCCUUGCUGAUUAACCAUGGUGCUGAGGUGACUUGUAAGGACAAAAAGGGUUACACUCCACUUCAUGCUGCUGCAUCCAAUGGGCAGAUUAAUGUAGUAAAACACCUUCUUAAUCUAGGUGUAGAGAUUGAUGAAAUGAAUGUCUACGGAAAUACUGCGCUCCACAUUGCGUGUUACAAUGGUCAGGAUUCAGUAGUUAAUGAGUUGAUUGACUAUGGUGCUAAUGUUAAUCAGCCUAAUAACAGUGGAUUUACCCCUUUGCAUUUUGCUGCUGCCUCCACUCAUGGAGCUUUGUGUCUUGAACUGCUAGUGAAUAAUGGAGCAGAUGUUAAUAUUCAGAGUAAAGAUGGCAAGAGUCCACUGCACAUGACAGCUGUCCACGGGAGGUUCACACGAUCGCAAACCCUCAUUCAGAAUGGAGGUGAAAUUGACUGUGUUGAUAAGGAUGGCAACACCCCUCUGCAUGUGGCUGCGAGAUAUGGACAUGAGCUUUUGAUUAACACCCUAAUAACCAGCGGAGCUGAUGCUGCCAAGUGCGGUAUCCACAACAUGUUCCCCUUACAUUUAGCAGCACUAAACGCUCACUCGGACUGCUGCAGGAAGUUAUUGUCAUCAGGACAAAAGUAUAGCAUAGUGUCCUUGUUUAGUAAUGAACACGUGCUGUCUGCAGGCUUUGAAAUAGACACCCCAGAUAAUUUUGGAAGAACGUGCCUCCACGCUGCUGCUGCAGGAGGUAACGUUGAAUGUGUAAAACUCUUGCAGAGCAGUGGAGCGGAUUUUAAUAAAAAGGACAAAUGUGGGAGGACAUCUUUCACUAUUUGCACUGCGAAUUGUCCAUUUCAUUGUAUCGAGACACGGACGGCUUUGCAAUACGCCUGCUGCUUCAGACAGGGAACAAAAAGAAAGAAUAUUUUAGGUAACUCCCAUGAAAAUGCCGAAGAACUUGAAAGAGCCAAUGAGAUGAAGGAAAAAGAAGCUGCAUUGUGUCUAGAGUUCCUGCUUCAAAAUGAUGCCAAUCCAUCGAUCCAAGACAAAGAAGGGUACAACACAGUGCACUAUGCUGCUGCUUAUGGCCAUAGACAGUGUUUGGAAUUGCUUCUGGAAAAAACCAGCAACAUUUUUGAUGAACCAGAUUCAGUAGCUACUAAAAGUCCUUUGCAUUUAGCUGCCUAUAAUGGUCAUCAUCAAGCCUUGGAGGUACUUCUUCAGUCUCUGGUAGACUUGGAUAUUAAGGAUGAGAAAGGACGCACUGCCUUGGACCUGGCUGCCUUUAAAGGACAUGCAGAAUGUGUUGAAGCUCUCAUCAGCCAGGGUGCUUCCAUCUUGGUAAAAGAUGACGUCACCAAAAGAACCCCACUCCAUGCCUCAGUCAUCAACGGUCACACACCAUGUUUGCGGCUGUUGCUGGAAGUUGCAGACAACCCUGAUGUGACAGAUGCCAAAGGACAAACCCCACUGAUGCUAGCUGUGGCAUAUGGGCACAUUGAUGCUGUUUCCUUGUUACUUGAAAAAGAAGCAUCUGUAGAUGCCGCCGAUCUCCUGGGAUGCACAGCUUUACAUCGAGGGAUUAUGACUGGGCAUGAGGAAUGCGUUCAAAUGCUGUUGGAACAAGAAGUAUCUAUCUUGUGCAAAGACUCCAGAGGCAGGACACCUUUACAUUAUGCAGCAGCUCAUGGUCAUGCCACUUGGUUGAGUGAAUUACUGCAGAUGGCACUGUCAGAAGAGGACUGUAGUUUCAAAGAUAAUCAAGGUUAUACACCAUUGCACUGGGCUUGUUAUAAUGGUAAUGAAAAUUGCAUAGAGGUACUAUUGGAACAGAAAUAUUUCCGCAAAUUUAAUGGUAAUAACUUCUCUCCAUUGCACUGUGCUGUAAUCAAUGAUCAUGAAAAUUGUGCAUCAUUGCUCAUUGGGGCUAUAGAUGCCAGCAUUGUCAACUGUAAAGAUGACAAAGGAAGAACUCCACUUCAUGCGGCAGCCUUUGCCGAUCACGUGGAAUGCUUGCAGCUUCUUUUAAAUCACAAUGCACUGGUAAAUGCCGCAGAUAAUUCAGGGAAAACGCCACUUACGAUGGCAGCUGAAAAUGGACAUGCAGGUGCUGUAGAUUUUUUGGUGAACAGUGCCAAGGCUGAUCUGACUGUAAAGGAUAAGGACUUGAAUACACCCUUGCACUUGGCUAGCAGUAAAGGUCAUGAAAAAUGUGCCUUGUUAAUACUUGACAAGAUCCAAGAACAGAGCCUUAUUAAUGCAAAAAAUAAUGCAUUGCAGACACCUCUCCAUAUUGCUGCACGAAAUGGCCUAAAAAUGGUGGUUGAGCAGUUGCUGGCCAAGGGGGCAUGUGUACUAGCAGUAGAUGAAAAUGGUCAUACGCCAGCCCUGGCUUGCGCUCCUAACAAAGACGUGGCUGACUGCCUGGCACUCAUUUUGGCUACCAUGAUGCCUUUUUCUCCUUCCAGUUCAAUGAUGCCUUUCAACUUCGUUUGUUUUAAAAAAGACAAUUUAAGCAGGACACAUCUCUGCGAUGGCUCCAAUAUGGGCAGCAUUAACUCUUACAGUAAACCCUUGAGUAACAAUAUAGGAACAGAGGAUGGGUACAAUGAAAAUGAUUCUGAUUCUGAAACGUUUUGACUUUGGUAUUCAAAGCUUUUUCUUAAUUGCAUUUGGGUUGUUGUUGUUUUUUUUUUUUUUUUUUUUAAAAAGCUUGAAUCUCACAUUAUAUUUUUAAAGUAUUAUUAUUGACUGAAAUUUCCAGAAUUAGGCAUUGAAAGGAUUAGGGACAUUAAAAAUAAUCUAGCCUUUAAUAUAGAAGUUAGGGAUUUUCGUUUGAAUGAAUUCACAUUUAUGUUCUGUAGUUUCAAGUUUCACCGUGUUUUCUUUAGGCCCCAAGUGCUCCUGUGAAAGUUUCUACCUCUUUUUUUAAGUAGCAAAAGAGAAAAUGCCUUUUUCUUUUUGACAGCACAAAUGAACAGGGAACUGUUGUAUAAAAUAUUCAUACGUCCUAGCUGUAUAGUUGAUACACAGACGUCUUUCCAAUGUGGCUUUCUUAAAUUCCAAGAAAGAACCCCACCCCUCUCCUCAUUGUUGUCUCUUCCCUGGUUAACACAGGUUCUGAAGAGUAGAUAAUAGUUCGUUGCACAAACCAAAGGUACAGUUGUGCAUCUUUUUAAAGUACUGCCUGUAUUACCUUCUCUAAGGGAAAUAAAACAUUUUACACUCUGCAUGUAUUAAGCACUUAAAUAUACAGAAGGCACUUUUUAAAGAUCUUAGGUACAGCACACAAUUAGAAGAAUACUGAUAUAAAAAUUUAAGGCCAAAUCCUGCUUGUCUCUCUCAUACCAAUAUUUCCCCACUGACAUCAGUGGAAUUACUUGUGUAAAGUCAGCAUGAUUCAGCCCUUGAUUUGUUUUUUUUUUCAAUUCAGCACAAACAUAUAUGGCUUAUUUGCACUACAGAAUUAGGGUCAUUAGGAGCUUCUGUUACCUGAGCAAUUAACCACCAAUCUGAGUUCAGAAAAAAAAAAAUAAGCUGUUGAUUUAUGAUGCAUCUAUAUUUUGUUGCCAAUUUAAAUUGGUAUUUUUCAUUUUAUUUCUAAACUUACAUAGCUUAUUUUUACCAGGAACAUUAUCAUGUUUUAAAAUACUUUUGCCAAUAUUUUGGUUAAAAUGAAUAAAGCCAAGGUAAAUACAGAGCAAGUGAAAGCAUUACAUCAAGAGUGGACAUACCAAACAAACGCUAGUAAAUUUGAAAGCAUAUUAUGGAAAGGGAAUCAUGAUGUACUAGAACAGCCGAUUGACACCAGCUUGCUUAAGCAACAUCAACAUUGUGAAUAUAUCUACUCCUUCUACCAAAGCUUCUAGGUCAAAUGGACCCCGUUCCUCGUCUGGAACAGAUGUACAAAAGGAAGACUGAGACUUUAAAAAAAUAAGCAAAUAAAUUACCAUGAACUAACCAGCUCUAUACCACGAGGACCAAAAUGCUUCAGUAUUUAAAUGGAAGAUUUUAAUUUUUUUCUGAAUGCAAGUGACAGAAUGAAGUAAUUUUUCUAAACUAUAAAAAUGUAAACUUUUUGAGUAAUGAAUAGUCUGGGGUGUAUUUUACAUUUUAUGACACAAAUUUCUAGCUGACAGCUUGACGUUUUUAACUGAUGAUGUGUUGACCACAGUGUAUUUUUUUCCAGACUAGAGAGAAUGUUCAUAUACUUUUAAUGUAAAUGUGUUUAUAUUUAUUUGAAAUGAAACCAAUGCCCAGGAAAAAUAACUAUGACUUGUUCUCCUUUUUUGUGAAUCUUAUUUGGCAUAACACAAAAUGAAAUGUGAAUAUAAGCCAAGACUGUUGGCUUGAGUGGGGAGGAGGAUGGACGUGUGUAGCGUGGCCACAUGGGCUGAAAACUAACCUCAGGUUCUUACUCAUAUGGCUGGAUGUAAUGUGAAGAUGAAUCAACCAGCCUGUUGGUAAAGGGUGGAGAGUGAAUUUGUGUAUUGCACCACUUGAGCACCCUUUAUCAGACAGAUUAGAGCAUAGGAAAAACUCACAACUUCUAACGGGGAAGGUGGGGACAUCCUAACGCAGCUAAGGUAUGUGGCACAGGAAGGAUAGAGGAGAUGUAAUGUGGCUUGGAGUAAAGAAAUUUGUUGAAACUACCUAUGAUUCCCACUCAGGCUGUUUGCAGGCUUAAGUCUAUGCUGGAAGGAUGGGAGGUGUCUCCUCAGUAAACACUUUAGGCAGGGCAAAGGAAAAAAUAGUUUUUUCUUUGUUGGUUUGUUUUUAAUUGCCAAUUCUGACAGUAUUCUAUAUAAUGUUAACAUUUUCUAAAAUUUGUUGACAGGUUCCCAUUCUUCAUGAAGGGGAAAAAAACAUUUAGUAUGUAAUUCUUAAUGAGACUUUUAAUGCAUAUAUGGGUAUCUAGUAGUAUACAUAAUACAUUACCUGUAAUUUGCCCUGCUAAAAUUAAAUGAUUUUAAUGUCUCUAUGAAUAUUAUGGAAUAGAACAUUUUAAAUCUUAAAGUUAAAAAAAAAAAAUCUCAAGGGGUGUUCCCUUUAAGGAUUCACAUUUCUCUUUUUCUGUGUUUUCCUGCAGUGGAAAUCCCAAGCUCCUGAACCAUGGGCUUUCCCCUCCUACAUUAGUACUGUAUGACUAUUUUGAUUUUUUUUAAAUUGCUAAAGAGCAAUAACUACUUUACUUAAAGCACUGAAAAUAAGGGGAGAGACCAACAUGGAAAGAGUGGUGGGUUCUGUGGUGUCCAUUUAGAAGUGAAUGGAAAUCCCACAUUUUGCUUUUUGUUGUUUCUAAAUGGAAUGAACACUUUAAACUUCAUUUCCCUUUUUUUUCAUUAGAAGGAGAAAAGGGUCACAAUUACCCUAGAAAUGCAGAGGUAAUAAUCACAGUGGUCAUUUAAAAAAAUUCAGCAUUUCCUAUUGGCUACCAUACAGUGAUAGCGAAAAUACCAUCAUUACUUCCUACUAAAAUAUUGGUAUCUGUGUAGUAUUUGUCAAUAAAUGCUGACUUUAUGAUGACCCAUUAUAUCUAACAUUAUAGAACUGUAGAUGAUUUAUUGAAUUUCUUUGAUCAUUCUGUGGUCCCAAUUCUAAAUCCGUUGAAGUCAGUAGAAUAUGAUUCCUAUUGAAUUCCAUGGAUUGUGGAAUGAGUACAAUCUACAAAUAGCUCAAGUGUAUAUCUGGUAUUGUCUACUUUAAAACAAAAACAAAGGAACUAAAUCUAAAUUUUCUCAUUGACUACAAACUGGCCAUCCAGUUUGAGUGGUGAUUUCAAGCAUGUUAUAUUACAGGAAUCGUAGAAAAGAUAUCACAUAUGCUUUGUUGGUUACCCUCUUAAGGGCACUGGGAAAGUCAUGUUUUGAGCAUGGUACUCUUAGAGGAGGAAAAAAGUACAAUAUGGGUGAGAUUUUCAAAAGGUGCUCAGCUUUGGUUUAAUUUUGCUCUUAUUGAAGUCAAUGAGAACAAGGUUAGGUAAAAUGUUGAACACUUUUGAAAAUCCCACCCUCGUUUUUAUUAGUACAAUAAUUUGUUCACACUUAUAGAAAUAAAUUUGUGAUUUAGGACUUGAUCUUGCAAACAUUUAAACAUGGGAAUAAUUUUACUCUUGUAAUAGUCAGUCCCAUUGAGUUAAUGGAACUAUUCACAGGAGUAAAGUUACUCAUGUGCAUAAAUGUUACAGGAUGAGGCACUUCAGUCCUGGUUCUGCGAGUUAUAUGGGCUACCUCUGUGCCUGUAGAUAACAUGGGGCUCUAUGUGAGUGCACUGGUCCGUCCCCAUGGUUCUACGUGAAGGAUCAGGGUUUUAGUUUAUAUUUUAACCACAGUUAUAGGUGGACUUCAUUGCAGGAAUGGUUCUCAAGUCUCUAUCAUAAAUACCAAAUGUUCCAAUUUUCAAAUUGCCUAAAAUCUGCCACUAUUCUACAUUGAAAUAGCUAUGGGAAUUUCAGUUUAUCAUUACUAACAUAGUAUGUUUGGUACUUUUUUAUGCAGUAAACAGCUGCCAGAUUUAUUAUUAAAUCAGAACAAAUACAUAAAAUGGAUUAUUAUCCUUUGUAAUGUUGAGAAACUUGGUUAUGUAUCAGUUGGGAUGAAUUAACGACUUGGUGAUUUUUUUUGUCAUGUAAGAAACUUUAGAGUGCCUUUUUAUAUUUGUGUAUUCUGGAAGUAUUUUGUGAAACUUGUUAUCUUCUGUUUUUCAUUUGAGUGUUAUCAAAGCAAUAUAAUACCAGUAAAUUUUCAAUUCAAGCCUUUUUGGAAAGUAUAAAGUAGUUUUUUUCUUUUUGUACGUUCUACCUGCAUUGAAAUGAAAAUUAAUUUGCUAAAUUUCUAUAGGUAAUUAUGUAUAAUUUUUGCAGUGCUGAAAAGGCUUUCUUAUUACACAAAAAGUUAACUUUAGGUCAGUGUUUAUAGGGCAGGACGUUUUAAAAUAGUGACAAUCUGACAGUGUGCAUAAAAUGUAAUUCUAUGCGUUUCUUAUGCAGUGAUCUACAUAUUAAAAGCCAAUAACCUUUGUUUUGUCGUUUUGUCUUAUUUUAUGCUUUAGCAUGUGCAAUAUAUCUUUACAAACCAUGGUGAUACAAAUUUGGUGCCAGUGUUAUAUUUUGCAUAACAUAUUUGUAAUAAACAAUCUAAAAUACUGUUUGAUGGUUUUGGUGGGAUUUUGUCUGUAAUGUUUUCUUAUGUAAAUUGGAGUUUAAUUACUUCAGUAAAUGUUAUGACUGUACAAAAUGAGGGGAAAAAAAAAUACUUAUUCCAGUGAAUGACUUGGAAUCCAAUCUGAAUCUGUUCAAGCACAGCUUAGUAUCAACUACUGAAUGCUGUAUUAAUGUAAUGAAGUACCCUGACUGUAAACUACUAUUGAAAUGCAUUCAGAUGGUUAUUUUUACAAAUAAAAAUGGUACAAAUAUUGUUUCAAAA
This is a messenger RNA of Chelonoidis abingdonii (Abingdon island giant tortoise), 8185 nucleotides long. Lineage: Eukaryota; Metazoa; Chordata; Testudines; Testudinidae. The record is from RefSeq and is a predicted model, not a curated record.